AUGUCCUGUUUCUGGACAUUGGUCUUCGUCUUCUCUGGAGCUCUUCUUCGAGGCACAGAAGCUCAGAAAGGGUAUUACACAAUUGUCGCCCCUCGUGUCCUCCGACCUAACUCUGAUUAUCAUGUAUCAGUAACAACUAUGAUGGUAAGUCAACCAACUACCGUGUUUGUUGACAUUGGAGGAAAGCAGGAUAGCGGGGGAGUGUUCAAAACUAGCCAGUUCCUGGCAGUGGAACCCUAUGUCUCUCGAAUACUACAAUUAAAAAUUGGAGACAUAGGACCUGGAAACUACAAUCUGACAGUUAGAGGAGAAGGAGGUCUGAAUUUUUACAACACAACAAAUUUAAGUUACGUCCAUAAGAGUUAUUCAGUGUUUAUCCAAACAGAUAAAGCUAUUUACAAACCUGGACACAAAGUUCAAUUUAGAGCAAUAGCUUUAAAUGCUCAUCUGAAGCCUUCAAUUACAGGAACCUUAGAUAUACAUAUUACAGACGGGAAAGGAAACAGAGUGAAACAAUGGCUUAGAGUUAUACCAAUAAGAGGUGUUUUCUCUGGUGAGCUGGAACUUUCUCAGUCACCAGUACUAGGUGAUUGGACAAUAACUGUCAAGAUCCUUGAUCAAACCUUUACUAAAGAAUUCACUGUUGCUGAAUAUGUGUUACCUAAAUUUGAAGUUACUGUAGAUGUUCCAAAGCACGCUACCUUCAAGGAUUCAAAAGUUGUUGCUACCAUCAGAUCAAAAUAUACAUAUGGAAGAGCAGUUAAAGGAGAAGCUACAGUUACAGCCUUCCCUGCUUACGUUUCUGAUAUCAUCCAACCAGUUUUUGAACAACCUGUCCAUAAAAUCAUUCCUAUCGAUGGGAAAGCAUCUGUAGAAUUUGAUAUUACAAAAGAACUUAACCUGAAGAAUGAUUAUGAGAGGGCGAUCCAGUUUGAUGUAACUGUAAAGGAAGAUUUGACCGGAAGAAAACAAAACAGUAGUGCUCAAACAAUGAUUCACAAACACAAAUAUACUCUUGAAUUAGUAAAAACGUCUGAAUAUUUUAAACCAGGACUUAAAUACACUGUUUUUAUUAAAUUAGCUCAUCACGAUGGUGUUCCAGUAAUUGACAAAACAAAUCCAGUCAAGGUAUUUUUUGGAUUUGAUUAUAAUAGUGAUAAUUACACAGAAUCUCAACACUAUCUGUCCUCUAAUGGAAUUAUUGAACUCACCUUUUACCCUCCAACAAACGUAACUGUUUUAGGAUUAGCUGCUGAAUAUUUGGAUGUCAAAGAAUGGUUUUCUAUUGUGACAGCAGCGGUUUCUCCUAGUAAUACAUUCAUACAAACCAGUGUAAACACUGAAAACCCUAAGGUGAAUAGUGACAUUGAACUUCAGGUCAAUUCUACAGCACCAUUGAAAUACCUCAGUUAUUCAGUGCUUGGCAGAGGUGAUGUUAUUGUUGCUAAUUCUGUUGAAGUUAAUGGAAUGAAAACAGCUAAAUGGAGGUUCCAAGCUACUUAUGCUAUGGCACCAACUGCCCAUGUAAUAGUUCAAUACGUUCGGGAAGAAGAUGGUGAAGUAAUAGCAGAUGCUUUGGAUAUACAAUUGGAUGGAGCCAUGCAGAAUUUUGUUGACCUAGAUGUAAAUCCAGAGGAAACUGAACCAGGCAAUGUUGUUGAAAUUAAGUAUGCAGCAAAACCAAUGUCAUAUGUUGGACUCCUUGGUGUAGACCAAAGUGUUCUUCUCCUUAAAAGUGGAAAUGACAUUACUAAGGAUGAUGUCAUAACGGAACUGAGCAGUUAUGAUAGCAGUUCAUCGAGUAUGUUUUCGACAAUCAUGAGAGGUCUUCAAAGAGACAGCAUUAGAUCCAUGUUCUGGUGGCCAGGGUCAUUAACUGCUCAUGAAGCAUUCCAGAAAUCCGGAGCACUCAUCAUGACCAAUGGUUAUGUCCACGAACAUACUCCUUGGAGGCAUGAUAACAACAGCUUGAGAGAGGAUGCCUUUCUAAGCAACAUUCCCCCAAGAGGCAAGAAGAUAGUGAAACCGGACAUCGGCCCUCCUGUCAUAGUGAGACCAGUGACAAGACCACCUUUAGCUGGGCCAUAUGCCUUCUCACGCAUACCCAAACCAGUUUGGAAUCGGCCAAGAGUAUUCCUUCAGUCAGAUGUCAGGCCUACCUGGCUCUUCACUAACUUCUCAUCAGGUAUUGAUGGAAAAGGAAGUUUCAAGAAAGCUGUGCCUGACACUAUAACAUCUUGGGUAGUGUCAGCAUUUGCUGUUGAUCCACUUUAUGGUCUUGGAAUUUUAGAUAUUCCGAGAAAGGUUAAAGUAUUUCGACCAUUUUUCGUCUCUCUCGAUCUACCAUACUCCGUGAUAAGAGGAGAAACAGUUUCUAUACCUGUUGUAGUCUUUAAUUAUAUGGACAAAGCUAUUCAGGCUGAGGUUACCUUUGAAAACUCAGGAGAAUUUGAAUUUGCUGAUUAUUCAAAUGAUGUUAAUGAUCAACCUAAAUUGGAACUUUUCCGAAGGAAGAAAUUAUCAGUUGCACCUAAUAGUGGAACUACUACUUCAUUUAUGAUUACACCAAAAGAAAUAGGUUACAUUACUAUUAAAGUUACUGCUAAAACUGCAUUAGCAGGUGAUGGAGUUGAAAGAAAACUUCUUGUCAAGCCGGAAGGAGAAACACUGUACAAAAACAAAGCCUUCUUUGUUGACUUAAGAAAUACCAAUUCUUUCAAAACUAAUGUAACUUUAGAUAUACCAGCAAAUAUUGUUCCAGGUUCUGAAUUUAUUGAAGUUUCUGCAGUUGGUGAUCUACUGGGACCAAGUAUACUGAAUUUAGAGCAUUUGAUAAAAAUGCCUUAUGGUUGCGGAGAACAAAACAUGUUGAAUUUUGUUCCAAACAUUGUUAUUUUAAAUUAUUUAAAGAACUCCAAUCAGUUAACUCCUGCCAUUGAAACUAAGGCAAAACGAUUCAUGGAAACUGGAUAUCAACAGGAAUUAACAUAUAAGCAUUCUGAUGGAUCAUUUAGUGCCUUUGGAAGUGCUGAUCCUAGUGGCAGCACCUGGCUGACAGCUUUUGUAGCAAAAUCAUUUUACCAAGCAACACCACACAUUAAUGUAGAAGACAUUAUUAUCAAAGAGGCAUUGGACUGGUUGGUUACAAAGCAAGAACCAAAUGGAAAUUUCCCGGAGGUUGGGACCGUAAGCCAUACAGAUAUGCAAGGUGGUGCAGGAAAAGGCCUAGCUUUGACAGCUUAUGUUCUUACAGCUCUAUUAGAGAACAGAAGAUUUUCAGCUCCAUUAAGGAAUUCCAUUAAUAAAGCAACAGACUACAUUGUUAAGAAUUUUGAUGGAUUAGAUGAUAUUUAUGCCAUUGUUUUGUCCACUUACGCCCUUCAUCUUGCACAGCAUCCAGCAAAAGAUAAUGCUUUCAAUGUUCUUGAAUCUAAAGCCAAAACAUCUAAUGAAAUGAAAUGGUGGACUAAAAAUGAAAAUUUAACUGAUGAGAAGAAUCCUAAUGCUUUACUACCUAAUUCAAUUGAUGUUGAAAUGACAGCAUAUGCAAUGCUGGUAUACAUUAAUAGAGGUCUUAUUGAGGAUUGUCUACCAGUUAUGAAAUGGCUGUUCACUCAACAAAAUGAUCAAGGUGGCUUUGCUUCAACUCAGGACACAGUCGUUGCUCUUGGAGCUCUAGCUGAACUUGCUACCUCUAUCAGUUCAGGUUCGGUUGAUGUAACUACAUCUUUCUCAUAUGGAAAUGGUAUUACUAAGGAUAUACGAAUCAACUCUGCUGUUUCAAUGAUUCUUCAUAAAGUUGAGAUUCCUAGAAAAGUUCGUCAGAUCAACGUUACUGCUUCUGGAAGCGGGCUCGCAGUUGUGCAGGUUUCUUAUCGUUACAAUGUCAAUGUAACUGGACCAUGGCCACUGUUUUUAUUGGACCCACAAGUUGAUAAAAAUUCUGACAAAAACCAUCUCCAACUGUCUAUUUGUUCACGAUUCACUGGUGGCAAUGAAAGCAACAUGGCUGUAAUGGAAAUAGUGCUUCCAUCGGGCUAUACUGUUGACUCUGAUGCUCUUCCUAGCCUUCAGCUCUCCCAUAAGGUUAAACGAAUUGAAACAAAGGAGGGUGAUACAACUGUUGUGCUAUAUUUCGACAAGAUGACAAAAGAAGAAAUUUGUCCUACGAUCUCUGCAUAUAAAACACAUAAAGUAGCAUUACAACGCCCUGUGCCAAUUGUUUUAUAUGAUUAUUACGAUCAAUCGAGAAAAGCUCGUAUGUUCUACGAACCUCUUAGAACAAUGCCUUGUGAUAUAUGUGAAGGAGAGGAUUGUAACAACAUCUGCAGUGCCAAAUUGUCAUCGCAAGCUGGUGGUAGCAGUCCUGGUUCAGCCUCUACUUAUGCUAUGUCAGCAUUGGUUUAUCUACUGGUCCCUGUCAUAUAUUAUGUACAGAGCUAA
Molecule: messenger RNA, 4443 nt
Organism: Nezara viridula (southern green stink bug)
Lineage: Eukaryota; Metazoa; Arthropoda; Insecta; Hemiptera; Pentatomidae
Source: the annotation of a GenBank genome assembly